Molecule: messenger RNA, 6441 nt
Organism: Cheilinus undulatus (humphead wrasse)
Lineage: Eukaryota; Metazoa; Chordata; Actinopteri; Labriformes; Labridae
Product: ubiquitin-associated and SH3 domain-containing protein B-like
Exons: 14
Coding region: 115-2064 (649 amino acids)
Molecular function (GO): protein binding
Source: RefSeq, a predicted model, not a curated record
UAUCGCCGCUCUCCGUUCCUCUUCUCGUAGGUGCCGUUACCUCUCCAAACAUGCAGACUCAGCCGUAGCUCAUGGUGUUUCGUGGUGGACUGUAUCCAGCUUGUAGCGAACUGGAUGAUCCAGUGGACCAUGGCUACCAAAGAGGACCUUUACAGUAAAAUCCUUCCUCGAAGGUUACGGCAGAACCGGCCAGGCUCCGUGAAGUGUGGCUCCUCCAACCUGGAUGUGCUGUUAUCCAUGGGCUUCCCCAGACCCAGAGCACUGAAAGCUCUGGUGUCAACUGGAGGUCGGAGUGUGCAGGCAGCAUGUGACUGGCUUUUUUCCCACGUGGAUGACCCAUUCCUGGAUGACCCUCUACCCCGAGAGUUUGUCCUCUACCUGAGACCCAGUGGACCCCUUCAGAACCAACUCUCUCACUUCUGGCAGCAGAGCCGGGUCACAUGUGGCAAAAACAAAGCCCACAACAUCUUCCCUCACAUCACGCUCUGCCAGUUCUUCAUGUGUGCUGACCACAAAGUUGAAGCCUUAUGUGAAGCCCUCCAGGCCACCGUCCAACAGUGGCGGGGUCGAUUUCCAAGCCCUCUGCCUCUAGAGCUCUACACAUCUUCCAACUUCAUUGGCCUCUUUGUGGAGGAGCAGGUGGCUGAGGUCCUCAAGCAGUUUGCCGCUGACUUUGCAGCAGAUGCUGCCAGGAAGGCAGAAGUCCAUGUUGAGCCACACAAGAAGCAGCUCCAUGUAACUCUGGCCUAUAACUUCCCCUCCAAUCACCUUCCCUCUCUGGAGAAACUGGCCAAGGGCAUCGAGGUCAAGUUGGGCUGUGAUUGGCUUGCAGUGUUGUUCUCCCGGGACAUUCGUUUUGCAAAUCAUGAGACCCUGCGUGUGAUGUACCCCUACAUGCCUCAGAACGAUGACGAGCUGGAGCUGGUCCCUGGUGAUUUUAUCUUCAUGUCUGCGGUGGAUCAGGGUAGCACCAGUGAGGGCUGGGUGUACGGGACCUCUCUGGGGUCAGGGCUGUCUGGUCUGCUGCCUGAGAACUACGUCAGCUUGGCUGAUGAGUCAGACACCUGGGUCUUUCACGGCUCCCACUCCUUCUUCAGCUGUGGGCCCAGUGAAAGGACCAGCAAGGAAAGAGGGAUGUUUGACGGACUGCUGGACAGCCGGCGCCCUGACAACACGAGUCCUGGGGACACACCUACCCUCAGUCUUAUCUGUCAUCCAAUGCAGCAGGUCCUGCGGAUCAGUGGGAGUCACUCUCGACAGCCAAAGAGGGCACUAUUAGUCUGCCGGCAUGGCGAGAGGAUGGACGUGGUCUUUGGCAAACACUGGCUCUCCCUCUGCUCCGAUAGUAAAGGUAGAUAUGUCCGCUCCAAUCUGAACAUGCCUUCCAGUUUGCCUCUGUGGGGAGGACAGAGAGAUUAUGACAUGGAUGCUCCCAUCACUGUGUUUGGAUCCACACAGGCACGACUAGUAGGAGAGGCCCUGUUAGAGAGUAACACAGUGAUAGACUUUGUGUACUGCUCUCCCUCUCUGCGCUGUGUUCAGACAGCACAAAACAUCCUGAAAGGCCUGCAACAGGAUGGUAAGCUGAAGGUGCGAGUGGAACCGGGGCUUUUUGAGUGGACAAAGUGGGUUUCUGGGAAUUUGCUGCCUGCAUGGAUACCUCCUACUGACCUGGCUGCCGCCAACUUCAGUGUUGACACGUCAUACAGACCUCUGAUCCCGGUCAACAAGCUCUCUGUGUCUGAACCCUAUGAGACCUACAUGAGCCGCAGCUACCAAGUGACCAAAGACAUCCUGUCAGACUGCAAAAACACUGGAAACAACGUGCUGAUUGUAGCCCACGCAUCUUCUUUGGAGGCUUGCACACGCCAGCUGCAGGGCCGCAGCCCACAGAACGUCAAGGAUUUCAUCCAAGUAGUUAGAAAGAUCCCUUACCUGGGCUUCUGCUCCUGUGAGGAACAGGGAGACACAGGCGUGUGGCAGUUAGUGGACCCUCCCAUCCUUCCCCUCACACAUGGACCAAACCACAGCUUUGACUGGAGAGAGACACUUCUACAAGAAUGACCCCCGCCUGGUCCAUCCAGCCUGAUCGUACUGUACUCUAACAGAGACGAGUUUCAGGCCAGCACCCCACCGAAAAAAGUGGAUCCUCUCUGAUUUUAGCCUCAAAGAGGUUCCCUGCCUGAGGAUGAGGAACUGAGAGUCAACUGGGGCAUCUGAGCAAAGUCCUGAAACUAAGGCUAGUUUCCAAUAUUUGGCAAAUGUUAGAAAUCAAAUUUUAAUGCAAGUGAUUUUUGACAGUAUAAGGGAGAAGUUAGUUUGGAUUCAGCUGCUCUGAAAGCUGGCUAAAUGCCGUUGCAGUCUCAGAACGUUUUAUGAAUUCAGCAUGUUCUAUAGUGUGUGUUACGUGAAAAGGUUGAAAUAUUUGAAUGUAUAACAUGAAGAGUGCAGAACUGCCAUCUCAUGUGAUAUUGAAAUAGUGACAUUUAAACAAAGUAAAAGUAGUAAAUGUAGAUUUUUUUUUUCUGCACGAAUUUGACAGAUUUUAUUGCCAACUGAAAAGGUAGGUUGAAUUUCACUGUAGUUCAUGAAGAUAAACUGUACAAUUUCUGAUCAUACCAGCUGGUUCACCCGCUUUUUGAGAAGCCUGUAGAGGACCACAUUGACUUCUGCUUAUACUUACAUCAUUCUUGGUUUAAAGUUGGUGUUAAAACACAAAAAACUGUGGCUGUUUCAAAUAAUUUUUCAACAACCUUUGUUAUGUUAUGCAGAAAAGUACUGGGUAGCUAUAAAAAGAAAUCAUUGUCAGGGUUAAAAUCAAAGAUUGUGCUCAAGUAGUGGACAGGGUGAUGCCUUUUCCCCUGAAGUACAGAUUGUUUUGGUAUCAACAUUUCAACUUUAAUAAGUCAUGCUUCAAAGAGCAUAUUUCAGCAAUAAUCCAGAAACUCUAGGAAAAAUGUCAUAGGCUUUUUGUUGGUGGGACUGACAAGAUGCUAAUUUCUUGGUUGGCCCAUAAAGCAUCAUCCCAGUAGCACUUUAUUUAACUCUGCAUGAGACCAUUAUCUAUUAAAUUAAAACUGAAGAUAAUUUGAUACUAAUUAGAGUACAGACACUGAUGAAGAGAAUGUUUAAGGCGAUAAAUCGAAUGAAAAUUGGGAUUAUCACUUUUUAAAAUAUAGCUGUCUCCCCCUGCUGGUCUUCCACACCAUUAAUGGCAGUGGAAGUUCAGAACUCUUCAGCUAUGGGAUCAGCAGAGAGUUGGUUUUACACACCAUGCACCUUAGCAGUCCUUGACCCCACUCCGUGAUUUCAGGUGGUUUAUGACUGAGUUGCUGUUAUUCCUAAACGCUUCCACUUUCUAAUAACAUCACUUACAGUUGACUGUGAAAUAUCCAGCAAGGAUGAAAUUUCACAAACGGUCUUAUUGCAAAGGUGGCAUACAUCACAGUACCACGCUUUACGUCCCUAAGCACUCAGAACGACCCAUUUUGUAUCGCUAAUGUUUGUAAAAAGAGACUGCAGGGCUAGGUGCUUAAUUUUUUACGCCUGUGGCAACGGGUCUGACUGAAACAUCUGAAUUAGAUAAUUAACAGGUGUGGCCAAAUACUUUUGUCUUUAUAGUGUAUUAUUAAAUUCAUACCUGAGGUUCUAAUUAAAGGAUAGUCAGCCCAUAUUGUCCUGUUGUCGAUACACAGUGACAAGUCCACAAUCUUCUUUGUUCUUUUUAUUUUCUGAGCACAGACCGCUAGCAUCACACUAAACAAUUCUGCUAUAGCUAACUGCCUCGCUCAGUUUCAAAGACAGCAGAUAACAUCGUUAUGACGUCAUCCUAUAAUGUCAGAAUCACACUUGUAGUGUGGCCAGUCUGUUGGUAAAGAUAGGACAAGAUUAUUGGUGCAUAGUCCGACAUGUUGCCAUGGUAAAAGACAAAAUAAAAAAGUGUCGUCUCAUCUGACCGUUAAGUGUUCAUCAGGGACUCUCAUGAUUCUCCAAACAUAAUGUGACCCCAUGUGACAUCUUGUCUCUAGUUUAGCACCGUAUGUAGCAUAUCCAUUGCAGCAGGGUCUUCUAACAUUUAUGUAUUGUUUGUAAUGAAAAUAAACAGACACUUUAACAGCACAACCUGCACUAGAGACAAUCAUACAGUAGCUUGUGAUUCUGGUUCGGCAUUUAUAUAAGUGUGCAUUUGUUAAAGUUGGUGAAGGGUUCAGAGGGGCUGUAAAUAUAUUUUUUUAAAGAAAAGUCUUCCUGCUGCACUUUUUCAAAAUGUAUUUAAAAAGAUGGAUAAUAACUUCUUUCAGCAUGCAAGGAUUUAUUUAUGCUCAAAAUCUCAGGUGUUGAAUGCAUUCAAGACAUGAACGUUUAUGCGGCUUCAAAAAGUUUUAAAUUGCUUCAGUGACUAUGUUGUUGUGACAGAGACUGAUAUGAAAAAUGUUGCUAUCUUUGUCUUUUAAGAACCAAAAGUGACCAUACUUUAAUGCCAGGGUUGUUCCUGUUUAGUCACUUUCCAGAUUUAGAGGUAAAAGCUGCUGUAUAGCCCAUUUUUUACUGUAUUUUGAACAAUAAUUUAAAGAAGAAAAAAAUUUUCCCAUUGUGGGACUUUUAAUACUAUCUCUUCAGACCUGAAAUGUAUGGAGGAAACUUUUACUAAAGUAAUAAUGAGUUAGAAAGAUUUCUUCACACAUGCAAAAAAAAAAAACUCAAAUAUUUCAUGUUAUUUUUGGGUUAACAUGACACAAUCAGCCACAGCAAGCAAUUUUCAGAUACAAUUACUGUAUGUGAAUGAGAGCGGGUGAAGAUGUUUAUAUACUGUGACUGGCACAACAGUGGUUCAUGCAAUAGAAUGCUUCAUUAUGUUUUCUGUAUAUUCUCCUGUCUCUUUUGUUACACUAGGGAUGCAAAAUAUCAUGGGAACAAUAUUGGUGUGGCAGGUAUGACAUCAGCCUAUAUCUGCAGUAAAUAUCAGCCCAUAUCUGCUGUGAAUAUUUACCCAUAUCUGCUAUAGAUAUUGGCCCAUAUCUACAGUAAAUAGUAGUCCACGUGUGCUGAUAAUAUUUGACCAUAUCUGUUAUGAAUAUUUGCCCAUAUCUGCUGUUAUAAUGGCCGAUAUCUUCAAUAAAUAGCAGCCCAUAUCUGCUUUUAAUAUCUGCCCUUAUCUGCUGUAGAUACUGGCCAGUAUCUGCAUUUAAAAUCAGCCAAUAUAUGCAGAAAAUAUCAACCCAUAUCUGCAAUAAAUAUCAGCCCAUAUUGCUGUAAAUAUCAGCCAAUAUCAACUGAAGAUAUUGGCCAAUAUCUGCUGCACAUGUUUUCCCAUAUCUGCAGUUAAAAUCUGGCAAUAUAUGUGGUAAAUAUCUCCCUAUAUCUGCAAUAAAUAUCCCCCCAUAUUGCUGUGAAUAUUGCCCUGUAUCUGCUGUAGAUACUGGCCAAUAUCUGCUGCACAUUUUGUCCCAUAUUUGGGGUAAAUAUCAGCCCAUAUGUGCUUAGUGUACUGAAGGACUGAUUUUGUUCUUUGUUCAUACUUAAACUUUAAAUUGUGCUUUAAAGACUGAAGUUUUAGGUUUGAAAUGCAUUCUCUAUAUCAGUAUUGAUGUCAGUACAACUUUGUGAACAUGUCAGAUAUUGGCAGAAAUCUAAUACCAUACAUCCUGUGUUUGUCCUGUGAAUUGUCAAAUUAAGUGCUGUUAGUCAUAUUUUAGAUACUUUCUCAAGGCUUAAAAUACUGGAAAUAUAUGACUUAUUGAACUGCCAAUAAAAUACUAAUAGACUGGUGUUACUCAUCCGGGAUAGUUAAUUUUAGAUUUCUGGAUGGCAAUAGGUAGCCAAUCUGGUGGCCAAAAGAUCAUAUCCUCUCUGCAACAAUGUUUCUGUGACAUCAUGAUCAGGCUUAUGUAGUGUAAUAGUCUAGGUCGUUUGUCAUGUAAACAGAAUUUAUAGAAAGCAUUCUUAUUUAAUUGAAGUGACUUAAAGACAAACAUGAUGUAGCUAUGGCAGCAGUUUCAUCAGAAAGAGACAGCAUUUCUUCAUUGGAAGAAGAGUUAAAAGCCACACUGAAAGCUUUUCUUUCAGUGUAUCAUAGAAAUAAAGUUUAUGAUAUGGUGUGUUUAUGUAAAUUAUUACAGCAGCAUAAGUAGGGAGCAUGUGAGAAAACAAGGAAGCCAUUUUGUUCCUACUAUCUUCAUUGUCUGAACACAACGCCAAAUUGAUGUACAGCAGUUUAAGAUACUUCUUUUGAAAUCUGUUGAAUUGUCAUUUCACAUAAAUUGUGUCUGUAGGCUUAAUGUACAUUUAUGAUCAUUUGAAUUUGUAUUCUGUUGUAUUUAAAGUGUGAAGGGGAGAAGUAAGAACCAUGUCAGUCAAUGUAUGUGAUAACAGUGCUUAUUGGAAUUUUGCUUUUGUUUUGACUGAAAUCUGAAUAAAAUAUUUUUUUACAUAGCAACAACU